GUUUGUGGGUAUUUUAAUGUGAUGACUCGAUGACGGCCAACUGGGUGGCUGGGGGAAAGUGUAAUAAACAGAUAAAUCAACGAGUGGCCUCCAUCUUUCCACCGUCGCAAUGCCCAAACCAAGCAGCCAUCUGGACGACGUGCUAGCCGGAUUGCUCGCCCGCCGCCAAUCGCGCAACCGGCUCCGCCGUCUGACCACCGUGCCGCCCGGCACAGCAGACUUCUCGUCCAAUGGCUAUCUCUCACUCUCGUCGCAUCCCGACGUCCGGCGCGCCUACCUCUCCAGGCUGCAGUCCCACGAUGCUGCCGAUAACAACACCCCGAAUCUCGGACUGCUAGGAUCGGGCGGCUCUCGCCUCCUAGACGGCAACUCCGUUCUGGCAGAGUCGCUGGAGCGCAGAAUUGCCGACUUCCACCACGCGGCGGACGGGCUGCUGUUUAACUCAGCGACGGAAGCGAACCUCGGCCUGUUCGGUUGCGUCCCGCAGCCGGGCGAUGUUGUUGUUUACGACGAGCUCAUCCACGCUAGCGUGCAUGAUGGCCUGAGACUUAGUCGAGCUGGCAGGAGAGUGCCAUUUGCACAUAACCGCGUCUAUGAUGAUCGGGGCAAGGGGAAUGAGAAGUCGGCAGUUGCGACGAAGGAGCUCAAGAGCCUUGAGGCGGUCUUGCGAGAUCUCCAAGAGUGCUCCGAAGGACGUCUGGUCCGAGAGGGGCAGAGGAACGUCUUUGUUGCUGUUGAAGGUGUGUACAGCAUGGAUGGAGACUUAGCGCACCUGGUCGAUAUCGUCGAGUGUGUCGAGCGUUUCCUGCCCCGAGGAAACGGCUACAUAAUCGUCGACGAGGCGCACUCAACUGGCAUAUUUGGUGACAAGGGGCGUGGGCUCGUGUGCGAAUUAGGCCUUGAAGACCGUAUCUGGGCGCGAGUACAUGGCUUUGGUAAAGCGAUGGGCUGCUCUGGAGGCAUUGUACUUUGCUCCCCUACCACACGUUCUUACCUCAUCAACUACGCCCGCAGCCUCAUCUACACGACCUCGUUGGCUUUCACCUCCCUUGCAAGUAUAGAGGUCACAUACGACUUCCUGGCGAGCGGAAGGGCUGAUCCCUUAAUCUGCCACUUGCGCGAGAUCAGUUCCCAUGCUUACAAUCUCAUCGCCUCAAUACUUCUUCGUCACCACCCUUCACCCAUACUUCUUCGUCUAAACGCUGAUAAACCGAAGUCGCCCAUUAUCCCACUCUUCACGUCGCAUCCGCGUAGCUUAGCACAGCACUGCCAGCAGAGCGGGUUCAUGGUGCGCCCGAUUGUGGCGCCGACGGUGCCAGAGGGGAGGGAGAGGGUGAGGAUAUGUCUCCACGCUGGGAACACAUUUGAAGAGAUUGAGGGCUUGGGUAGAGCGGUGGAAGCAUGGGUGCUCGGCUGGGAGGAGAUUAGCGGAGACACAGGGCGCGGGUCAUCGGCAUCAGGGGAAGCCAAGGUUGAAAAGGCAAGACUCUAGGGUAUGUUGUAAUUUCGGGUCAUACUUCAUCUUGGCAUGCAGAAUCGUGUCGGUAAACGGGCAACAAGCAUGUGAACAAGGCUUAGAUUGACCUGGUUGCGUCCCUGCAGCAUGGGAUAGUCUGUUGUGUCGCAAAGGUGUCAGAAAUUCUGCAGUUGGUAGGAGCUCUGUCUCCUCCACCUCCUGAUUGGACUCCGCCACGCUGGCACACUGCUACCAUUGGUUACCACAUCCCAGAGCUGUCUGUGCCCCUCGAUGCGCAUCAAAUGUGAGCUCACUGCCAGGUAGGGGUUUGGAGGGGCUGCAUAUGGAGCUGCAUCACCAGUUUGGGACAAAGACAGACAGACAGAUAAUCAUAAGAAUGCUCUCCAAGGCCCUAGAUCAGACCGGCUGUUUCUGCGACCGCGGCAGGCACGUCUUCGAC
Molecule: messenger RNA, 1916 nt
Organism: Phialemonium atrogriseum
Lineage: Eukaryota; Fungi; Ascomycota; Sordariomycetes; Cephalothecales; Cephalothecaceae
Product: pyridoxal phosphate-dependent transferase
Exons: 2
Coding region: 110-1492 (460 amino acids)
Biological process (GO): biotin biosynthetic process
Molecular function (GO): pyridoxal phosphate binding
Source: RefSeq, a predicted model, not a curated record